Molecule: messenger RNA, 414 nt
Organism: Angiostrongylus costaricensis
Lineage: Eukaryota; Metazoa; Nematoda; Chromadorea; Rhabditida; Metastrongylidae
Source: the annotation of a GenBank genome assembly
AUGAUGUCCGAUACGUAUCAAAGGAUUCAAGCGCAAUCUGAUAAGGAAUGGAAAUUCGGUCGUGCGAUCCUGAUUCGACAAAUGAAUAAGCGAAGCGCCACUCCUUCUCCAAUCAAUAUGGUCACUAAGCUGUUUGUUGUCCUCAAAGUAGCCUUCCAGAACCGCUUACGUGUGUGCACCCAAAAAGCACAGCAGGACCUGCGAUUCGAGGAGAACAUCGACGCAUUUUCUAUGGGUGGAGGCCGCCAUGGUCGAACCAGUCCAACGAUGAGAGAAGAUGGCACAGAAGAAGGUGCUGAGCUGGGAGCAAGUUCUGAUUGGAGUAUCGAGACGGUGAUCGACUGGAAACGCAUCGUUUCGAUGUACUACCAGAUGAGCGGCAGGAAAGAGGACCAAGAAGAAGGUGAAGAGUAG